Messenger RNA from Anopheles bellator, 1977 nucleotides. Its product is annotated as insulin-like growth factor-binding protein complex acid labile subunit. The transcript has a single exon. NCBI's taxonomy places the organism in Eukaryota, Metazoa, Arthropoda, Insecta, Diptera, Culicidae. Gene Ontology annotation, molecular function: protein binding. Bases 1 to 1977 code for a protein of 658 amino acids. Gene Ontology annotation, cellular component: plasma membrane. The record is from RefSeq and is a predicted model, not a curated record.
AUGAAGUGUCACAUCGUGGGACUGUUACUGUUGGUGGUGGCGGCCGCCGGCGCAGUGUCCUACUGUCCGGCCCGGUGCGUCUGUGACGACGAGAAGCUGCACGUGACGUGUGGUGAAGGCGAGCUCGAUGUCCUGCCGAUCGCGUUGAACCCCUCGAUCGGUCGGCUGGUGAUUAAGUUUAAUCGAAUCAAAUCGAUCGACUCGUCGAUCCAGUUCUACACCGAGCUAACGAUGCUGGAUCUCAGCUACAACCAUCUGCUCAGCAUCCCGGAGCGGAUCUUUAUGUACCAGAAGAAGCUGCUGCAGCUGCACCUGAACAACAACAAGCUCGGCACGAUCACGAACAAAACGUUCGCCGGGGGGCUGGAUGAGCUGCGGGUGCUGAAUUUGCGCGGGAACUUCAUCGACGCGAUCGGGGUGGAGAUGUUCAAGGCACUGCCCCGGCUGGAGGAGCUUAAUCUGGGGCAGAACCGGAUCGCAACGUUGCACGCGAGCGCCUUCGAGGGACUCGGCAACCUGCGGGUCCUUUAUCUGGACGACAACUCGAUCAGCACGAUCCCGACGUUGUCGCUGACACCGCUCAAGGGACUGGCCGAGCUGUUCCUAGGCACGAACGCUCUGUUCAAGGUGCUGCCGGGUGCGUUUGAGGGGUUGACGCAACUGCGCCGCCUGGACAUCCACGGAUCGAUGCUGGUGAACGUGACGGCCGAUACGUUCCGCGGGCUGGAGAACAUCCGCUCGCUGGACAUCUCCGACAACCACCUGCUGAAGGUGCCGACCGUGCCGUUGAGUGCGUUGAAGCGUCUGGAGGAUCUGACGAUCGGUCAGAACGACUUCGAGGUUAUCCCCGAGGGUGCGUUCUUCGGGCUGCCCAACCUGAAGUCGAUCGACAUCUCCGGUGCGCUCAACCUGCGCCAGAUCCAGUCCGGGGCGUUCUCGUCCAACCCGAACCUGGAGUCGAUCACGAUCGCCUCGAACAAGGAACUGCACGCGCUGGACGAAGGCGCCUUCGCCGGGUUGCCCCACAUCCGGAAGGUGUCCUUGCGGGACAACAAGAUCGGCACGUUCCACGAGGAGCUGCUUCCAUGGAAGCAUCUGGCGGAGUUCGAUCUGACGGAGAACCCGCUCGUGUGCGAUUGUGGCGUGCUGUGGUUGAGGAACUUGCUGCAGCGCCAGACUCGUCAGGAUGCGCCGGAUGACGGGGUGCAGAUUGUGUGCGGUGGCCCGGAUCGGCUUCACGGGGAGCUGCUGCGUGAUCUGACGGCCGAUCUACUCGGUUGCCAGCACCUUCAGUCGAAGGAGCGGGCUAUCUUCGGGGCCAUCAUCGUAGCGUCGGCUGCCAGCGUGACGACCCUGGUGUUGAUCGUGUACCGACUACGGCAUCGCAUCCUGGACACUCUCCGGCGAACGGGCUGGGGUGGCAGUAACAAGCGGGCUACGCUGCAGGAGGAGAAGGACGUCGAGGUUCAGAAGUCCCUGGGCGAGGUGGAGUAUCAUCAGCCGCACUGCAACAUCUACACGUACAACUACCACCCGGCGUACAGGAACUACCAGCAUCCGUUCGGGGGUCAAUACACGUUGCCGUAUCCCCACUACCAGCACACCGCCCACCAGGGAGCCGGGGCCACUUCCGCUCAGCAUACGCUCCAACACCACCAUCAGCAUCAGCAUCAGCUCCAGCAGCCCUCGAGCGCCUCGAUCGUGGCUGUAGCCGGUGUUUACCAGGCUCAGCAGCAGCCGCAACCGCAGCAAGUUGGCCACCAUCAGCAGCCACCGCUACCGCAGACCCCGAAGGGUCCGCUCAGUACAUCCUCGUCGACCACGUCCUCCUCGACGUCCUCGUCCGGCCUGUCGGCCGUAUCCUGCGGUACGACCGUGUCCGGCGUCUCCGGCCAAACGCAGGCCUCGACCGCCAUCUACUCGCCGCAGUACGCUCACCACAUAUACGAAGUGCCGAAGAACGUGUCCGAUACCUAA